This is a messenger RNA of Argentina anserina (silverweed cinquefoil), 745 nucleotides long. RefSeq names its product 10 kDa chaperonin 1, chloroplastic-like. The record is from RefSeq and is a predicted model, not a curated record. Gene Ontology annotation, molecular function: protein folding chaperone; protein-folding chaperone binding; metal ion binding. Bases 99 to 506 code for a protein of 135 amino acids. NCBI's taxonomy places the organism in Eukaryota, Viridiplantae, Streptophyta, Magnoliopsida, Rosales, Rosaceae. Gene Ontology annotation, cellular component: mitochondrial matrix; chloroplast. The transcript has 7 exons.
GUCCCUCUUCCUUAUCUCUCUCUCUCACAAGGGUUUAAGAAUAUCACUUGUUCUUCCCAGCAUCACAUUCAAUCUCCGCAGCUCUCUCUUGAACCUCAAUGGCCUCCACUUUCCUCACACUCUCAAACCCUUUGGUCUGCAGACCCAACAGUUCUUCCCUAUCCAACCAGAACCUACUCCCAAGUCUAAGAAGAAACUCACUCAGAGUCAACGCAAUUGCCAAGCAAUGGGAACCCACUAAGGUGGUUCCUCAAGCUGAUAGGGUGCUCAUUCGUCUCGAGCAACUCCCUGAGAAAUCAGCUGGAGGAGUUUUGCUGCCUAAAUCUGCCGUGAAGUUUGAGCGGUAUCUUAUGGGAGAAAUCCUUUCUAUCGGUGCUGAUGUUGGAGAAGUGCAGGCUGGAAAAAAGGUUCUUUUCUCGGACAUCAAUGCUUAUGAGGUGGAUCUAGGAACACAGGGUAGACAUUGCUUCUGCAAAGAGAGUGAUCUGUUAGCUGUGGUUGAAUAAGAUGUCAGCACUCAGACAGUAGAAUCUCUUGGAUUAUUUUCAAAAAUCUAAUCGUCGAGAUUUUUUCCUUGUAUGUCCCCAACUCCUCCGUUGAUCGCAUGUAUUUUGUAAUACCAGUCGUCAUUGUACUUUGGAAAGCCGUGUUACCUCUUAGUACACGGUUUAUGGAAAUUUGGUACAAGCCUACAAGGGUCAUUGUGGAGAGAAGGGGAAGACAUAAUGAAUUAUAUUUUUUAUCA